This is a messenger RNA of Mesorhabditis spiculigera, 819 nucleotides long. Lineage: Eukaryota; Metazoa; Nematoda; Chromadorea; Rhabditida; Rhabditidae. The record is from the annotation of a GenBank genome assembly.
AUGUCCGGCGGAUACGAAAGCUCGAGCCUGGCGCAGGAUGACGUGGUGAGGCUGCUCGCGACCUACACGCACAUCGGCACCACGAACGUCGACCACCAAAUGGAGCAGUACAUCUACGCACGACGCGCUGAUGGCACCCACAUCAUCAACUUGAAGCAAACCUGGGAGAAGCUGCUGCUGGCCGCCCGUGCCAUCGCAGCCGUCGAGAACCCAGCUGAUGUGAUCGUCGUCUCGGCCCGUCAAUUCGCCCACCGAGCCCUGAUGAAGUAUGCUGCGCACACAGGAGCCACCCCGGUCUUCGGCCGUUUCGCCCCGGGCGCGCUCACCAAUCAAAUCCAGAAGAACUUCAAGGAGCCGCGCAUUAUCAUCAUCUCCGACCCGCGAAUUGACCAUCAGGUCGUCACGGAAGCUUCGUACGCCAACGUGCCGAUAAUCGCGUUCACCAACUCGGAUUCGCCGUUGAAGUUGAUCGACAUCGCCAUUCCGUGCAAUAACAAGGCUGUUGGUCUGAUGUGGUGGCUGCUCGCUCGCGAGGUGCUCAUCCUACGUGGCAAGGUGUCUCGUGAUGGACCGUUCCUGAUCGAGAACACCGAGAUCAUGCCGGAUCUCUACUUCUUCCGCGACCCAGCCGAGAUCGAGAAGGAGCAAGCCGCCGAAGAAUUCGAGGCCGGCCAACAAGAAGCCAUCGCCACCGAGGUUCCACUCGACUUCACCGCUGCCCCGGAUAUCAAGGACUGGGCGGCCGAGGCCAACGCCGACAACUGGAAUGGCCAGCCGGCCGGUCAAGAAUGGGGACAAGCCCCCGCGGUCAACCAAUGG